Messenger RNA from Lytechinus pictus (painted urchin), 3607 nucleotides. RefSeq names its product charged multivesicular body protein 2b-like. The transcript has 8 exons. Gene Ontology annotation, cellular component: ESCRT III complex; multivesicular body. The coding region runs from base 434 to 1066 and encodes 210 amino acids. Gene Ontology annotation, biological process: protein transport; late endosome to vacuole transport; endosome transport via multivesicular body sorting pathway. NCBI's taxonomy places the organism in Eukaryota, Metazoa, Echinodermata, Echinoidea, Temnopleuroida, Toxopneustidae. The record is from RefSeq and is a predicted model, not a curated record.
AACCCAACCGCGAACAAUUCGCUCUAGCAGAGGAAUCGUCCCAAAGUAUCAGUGAAGCUGGAAAAUUCGGUCAGCAAAAGUUUUGCAAAGUGCAAGAAAGUACUUCAGGAAAGAAAAUAAUAUAAUAAUUAUUAAAUUAGGACUACCAUGAUUCUCCAUAAAAUAAUGAUAAUAAUCGACCGCAAUUCACAACUUUAAUCAAAAGAAGUUAUAAUAUAUGACUUUAAUACUUCUUAGUGAUCCGCUGUAUCUCAGAUGUCAUAAGCGACCUCGUUAAUUUUUUUGACGAUAUUUGUAUUAGGCGAGUUGUUGAGCUAUCGAUCUCGCUCCCGAUAUACGCGAACCCAUUGUUUGUUUAUUGUGGCUUAUUUCUAAACCAGAAAAGUCAGAUCUCUGAACAUUAUACUUUUCAUCUUUAAUACAAACUGCAACGAUGUCCCUUUUCAAGAAGCCGACAGACAAAGAGGUUUUGAAAAAAACGGAGAGAGACCUGAAGAAGACACAACGAGGAGUGGAUAGGGACAGAGUGAAAUUGGAGAGAGAUGAAAAGAGAUUAGAAAUGGAAAUAAAGAAGGCUGCCAAACAAGGCAACAAACAGGCAUGUGCAGUAUUAGCGAAACAACUCGUAAACUUAAGGAAACAGAAAGUUAGGUUAUAUGGGGCCAGUGCAACAAUAUCAUCAGUCAAUGCGCAGACCAAGUCUAUGGUAGCUAACAAAUCCACCGCAGAAGCCAUGGGGAGAACAGCAAAGGCGAUGGGUGCCAUGAACAAACAGAUGGACCCUCAGAAGGUGAUGAAAACGAUGCAACAAUUUCAGGUGGAAUCAUCCAAGAUGGAAAUGAAAGAAGAGCUGAUGGAUGAUGUAUUGGACAAUAUUCUAGGAGGAUCAGAUGAAGAGGAGGAAGACGCCAUCGUCAAUCAGGUCUUAGAUGAGAUCGGUAUUGAGGUUUCAGGGAAGCUUGCCGAUGCACCAGGGUACAAAGGAGCCCUCCCGUCAAAAGUGUCAGAAUCACAAGCAAAGGAUAAAGCUUUAGAAGAACAACUUGCCAGGUUAAUGAGGGAAUAACUCUAAUUUCUUUUCUGCUAGUAAUAAAUGUAUAUUUAUGUCAAUUUUUAUAUAUGUUUUUUUUUUUAUCGGUCAUUGACUAUUCACCAUUUGAAAUGCCAAUGAGAACUUGUCUAUGACACUAUGGGGUGUUUCAUGAAGUGUCUUCUUACUGAUUUUCAUUGACAAAUUAUCCCUUAGCCAAUCAGGUGCAAGGAUUUUAGUAGCUUUUAACAGCUGUUACUGAAAAUUUGUGAUGGAUUGCUUCAUGAAACAUUCCCUUGUGAAAGGAUAUUUAUGUGAGUAUGGUUGUUCAACAUACAUUGCUUUCUGUAUUUAUAGUGUAUUGGAUUUAUACAAGGACAUCAAUUAUAAAAGCAAACAGUUUUGUGAGGAAUGUAUUUUCAGAGUUUGAGGAGUUACUGCAGCCCCAAAUAUUGAAGCUCUCAGGUCAUAACAUGUAAUCUUUCUUACCUAACUUUGAUCAUGUGUUAAGAAUAAAUAGAGGUUUUUCGUUGCAGUAAAAUAGGUAUUGGUUGUCAUUUGAUAAUUAUAGUCACCUUCGUAUGCAAGGAGUAUGUUUUGUUAUCAAUGAAGAUUAAAUAUAAAUUCUCAUUUGAGUAUAUACUUGAAGAAACUAUUCAUAAAUGCCGCUUAUCUUUCAGUUCAGGUCAGUUCAAUUCAUUUCCAUAUUCCAAGCAUCAUGAUUUUUACCCCUCUUAAAUUCCAGGCCCAGCGUUAGAUUAAGCUCGUCAAUAUACAAAAUGACCCACUCUCUGUCAUUUUUGGCAGUGUAAUUUUUAUUUCUCAUUGACACCGGUCUACUUCAUGCACAAAAGGUUACAUGGGAGCAAAGAGCAUUUCUCUCAUCAAAAUAUAUUAUACAUAUAUACCAGGCUUUGAGUAAGUAUAGCUGGACUUAUUUUUCCGAGAUUGGACUGGCAUUACUAUUUUUCCCCAAAGCCCCGAGGGAAAAAUAGUAAUUUUGCCAGUUCACCCAAGGAUGAAUAAUUCCCUAUAUACUUUUGAAAUAAUGGCCUUGUAUGUUUGUUUUUUUAUCCUACAUUUAAGAAGAUAGAACAAUAGAUCUUCAUAAUCUAGUUUUUGUACUCUUAGUUCAUCCUUUUCUAAUCUGAACCAAAAUAUAGAUACUGCGCUGUGCUGACUUGACCUAUUUUUCUUGAAGCCAUGUGCUCAGCGAAACGCGGAUUUGUGCCUCGCUGAUGGCCGGUGUGCCCAAGAGAUUGCAUGAUCUGUGUCAAUGAUCUUUGACGUCAAUGAGUGCACUAUUCCAUCAUUGACGUCACGGGAUAGUAAAUUCUCUUCAGUUGGCGUUUCAUUUUCAAAAUCAUAGCAAAAUAACAAGAAUAUGUUUGGUCACAUGAUGCUAUUUAAACCAAUCAGCGCACAGGAUUUAAUUUAUGUAGGAUACCGGUAUGAUAAAAUGUAAUUUCACAACUGUAGUCUAUGCAAAUCGCUUAGUCAGCUUGAACAGAAUUUGAAAAAUAACUGCAUUCCAUCUUACGGACAUUUGAGAUUCACUCAGUCAGUCUGAAAUAUGGAAAGCUCUUGAUGAUAUAAUCCAUCAACAAAGGCAUUGGCACUGUGUUAUUGUGAAUAAAAAGGGGCUUGAUGCCACAGUCGCACAGGCCAAACUGACUCCAGGAGAACCAAAUUUUAUCACAUUAUUUACAAUGACAUACUUUGGGUUAGUUUGGAGGGGGUUUCGUUGUGACUGAAGCUUGAUUUGGCAUACAAACACAAUCAUGAGUAUAAUUUAAAGAGUCAUCUAGGCCAUGUCUUACAAAGAGUUGUGAUUGAUCCGAUCAAUCACAGCAACUUCAACAUCUAUAUGCAUGUUUGAUCAAAAUAUUUUCUAACUAUGAUGUAUUUUCAUGCAUUCAUUGUUAUCUUGAAAAUUCACUGUGCUUCUCUUUGUUUACAAAGGACAUUGUGCAAAUUUCCUGUAGAAAAAAUUGACACUGAUGGAUUUCCAUAGAGUUACGAUUGAUUGGAUCAGUCGUCACUCUUUGUAAGACUGGGCCCUGAUUUUACACAUGCAUUUCAGAUGAUUGUGAUGUUACUUGCAAUUAAUUUUUGAGAUGGUAGGAUUAAUCUAAACCCUUUGUGAAACAGGGGCCCAGGUUUCAAUGUUUUGUAACUUUUUUCCCUUUCUGUAUUAAAUUAAUGCAUAUGUUCUUUUUUGUAUCACUUUGUGUCAUAAAUGCUUUAAUUCCAUCUCGAGUCAACAUCGAAUUUUUGUAUUUCUGUUGUGUAUUUUCGAAGGAAUGUGACCACUUGGUUUAGUAUUGAUCCUGGUGAUCUGAUGGACUUUUUUGCCACUCUUGACAUUUUCCUGUUGCUUUUCAAACAAGCUUUUAAAAUAAUAUCAGAUGCCUUUUGUAUCUUCAUGAGUAAGAGCUGCAAAGCUCUUGUACGAAUCCUGUAUUGUCGAGUCAUGUUAUUUUUUAAUGUUACAAACUGUAAUAGUAUAGUUGUAAAUCUAUAUAUAUGAGAGUAUUUUGUAUCUAUAAAAUGUAAAUAAAUGCCCAUUAUAAAUGA